Gekko japonicus is the source of this 2608-nucleotide messenger RNA. It is a transcript of the gene YIPF6, whose product is annotated as Yip1 domain family member 6. Lineage: Eukaryota; Metazoa; Chordata; Lepidosauria; Squamata; Gekkonidae. Gene Ontology annotation, biological process: endoplasmic reticulum to Golgi vesicle-mediated transport. Gene Ontology annotation, cellular component: trans-Golgi network; membrane. The coding region runs from base 1 to 705 and encodes 234 amino acids. The transcript has 7 exons. The record is from RefSeq and is a predicted model, not a curated record.
AUGGCGGCGGUGGAGGAGGCGGAGGCGGCGGCGGACGGGGCGGCCAAACCGCUGUUUGCAGGCCUUGCAGGUGUAUCAAUAUCUGGAGAUAUUCCAGUGGAAGGAGAAAUCACUGUUCCUGUGGGAUCUCGCUCCCCUGAUGAAGACUACUCCACACUAGAUGAGCCAGUUAAAGAUACCAUUAUGCGAGAUCUGAAAGCGGUUGGGAAGAAAUUUGUCCACGUUAUGUAUCCUAAAAAGAGCAGCGCCCUCCUAAGAGACUGGGAUUUAUGGGGACCUUUAAUCCUGUGUGUAUUGCUUGCGCUAAUGCUUCAGGGAAGAUCAGCGGACAGUACAGAAGACAAAGGGCCUCAGUUUGCAGAAGUGUUCGUCAUCAUUUGGUUUGGUGCCGUUGUCAUAACGCUAAAUUCCAAGUUGCUUGGAGGAACCAUAUCUUUCUUUCAGAGCCUGUGUGUCCUGGGCUACUGCAUCCUGCCACUGACAGUGGCUCUGCUGGUGUGCAGACUGGUACUUCUGGCAAAUUCCGGAACCGUCGGCUUCGUUGUGCGCCUUUUGGUGGUGAUGGCGAUGUUUGGCUGGUCAACGUUAGCCUCCACAGCCUUCCUGGCAGACAGUCAGCCCCCAAAUCGGAAGGCCCUGGUCGUGUACCCCAUCUUCCUGUUCUACUUCGUCAUCAGCUGGAUGAUCCUCACCUUCGCACCUUAGGGAGGCCACAGGAGCAAAGACUGCAGAACUGGGGAAGUGACCCUUUUGGGACCGUGGCACUUGGCAGUUGGUUCUGUCCUAUCGAUGUAUAUAGUAUCUGUUGUGGAAUGGCACACAAGUUAGGGCAUAAAGCCCAGGUGGCCAGCAAAUGGUCGCUCCCAUAUUCCUUAUUCUUCUAUGAAGCAGUUUCCUGAGUGAUGCUGACAUCUCCUUACACAGCAUUUAUUUUGUCCUCCUGCUAUAGCAAAGGCCCACCAGGGGGCAGGCCUACUCCGCUUGAAGUAUGCUGCAGUUUGGGAACAGUUUCACUGGGCCAAUGAAGAAUGUUGCUAAAGGAUGACUUCCGAUGUGCCAGGUCCACCUUUGACAUUUUGCAUUCCAUAGAACGCCAUCUUGCACUUUUUAAAAUGCAAACAUUUCAAUCCCUUCUUCAUGCAAAACAGAGAAAGUUGUCUGGAGUUGGUUAGAAGGCACCUUUUGUUAUUUCACCCACUUUAUAAUUAUUCACCAAAAACGUUUGGUUUUACUUGAUGCUCAGCCAAGCACAUCGGGAAAGUUUGCUUCAGAAAGUCAAGAACACAGCCUGGACUUAAUGCAUUUAGUAUGUUUCAGAUCCUGCGAGUACAUGGGAACAGUAUCUUUGCCAACUGCCUUGAUCACAUCAGCACAGUGUUUUGUGUUGGGGAAGGAUGGUGGGUGUUGGGCAGUUAGCAUCAGAUGCAAAUCUGUGGUCAGCUGGAGGCCAGAAGGAAGCUCUGAUGGGGGAGAUCCCUGUCUCUCAGAACACGCUGCAUAAGGGCAUAAAUAUUUAACACUGGAAACCCCAAAGAGGCUUUGGGGGAAACAGAGUCUCAGUCUUUACCAAAGCUGUUGGCUUCUUGGACUUAUUUUAAGGAUCUGGCUGAAUGAAUGGGGGGGCUUCAUGCCCGUGAGCUGGUCUUUCUGACAGAAAUGCAUCUGUUCAGUUCCUGUGUCUUUUGGGCUCAAUUAAGUGGGAGACUUCCUCUGUAACUGCUGAAAGAAGAUGAUGUGAAUGUAUGGUUUUUAUGAACCAAGGAAGGGUAUAUAAAUUAUUCACUGAGAUUUUGGGUGCACAUACUUUAAUCCUGAAUUAUUCAGCUCUCUGGGUAAAGCUUGGGAAGAUGCACUUCUUUCCCAAAUGGGUUCUGCUUGUACCUUGCUGUUGUCAGCAAAGAAUCAUAGUGUGGCAUAGAUGAUGAAGAAAGAAGCUUAUUCUUCAGAAAUAUGCUGUUCCAAAUGCACAGUGACCGAACUUUUGUGCUCUUUUUCCUAUUGUAUAUGGAAGAUGUGAUGAGGGCCUAUUGUAGGUUGUGUGUAUCUUGCAGUUUUGUGUUUAAAUUCCACAUUGGCUGCAUAAUAAGACAAAAGGAAAACUGAUUUUCCGUUUGUGUCUAGUUUGAAAAUGGAAUACCUGUGUGGGAGAAUGCAUGCAUUUGUUGUGACAGCAUGGGAGGGUAGCCUGCAUCUUGCAUCCAGAGUUUCUGGAUAAUAUUGAAUUGUAGCAGUGCAGGCCUUUAUAGUCCAACAUAGCAAUGCAGUAUUGUGCUAUAUGAGCCUUGUGGGAUUCAACGGACAGCAGGCUUUGUCUCCAGUCCUUGCUUGCACCUCUAAAGGGAACUGGUGUGUCCUACUGAACAGAAGUCAUAACAAUCAUACCUUUUGUCUCCACAAGUCGCAGGAGGGCUUUUGUUUGUUUUGGUAAAUGAAGCAGACCCCUAAAGCCACACUGGAUAACCUGAGCCUCUGAUGUCAUCAUCUCUUUAUAUCUGAAUUGCUUUAAAAGAAUAUUAUUGGUCACCUGGAGUCACCGAAGCAAGACUGACCCUCAGGAGCCUUAAAAAUUAAACUGCCCAUUUGUGUGUGUGUGUAUAUAAUCUUAAAA